AUGUGGGAACUGGAUGUUUUUGAGAAAACACUGUCCCCUGCCUUAUUGUUGAGUUAUUAUGAUCUUCCCCCGCCACUUAAACGGUGCUUCUCAUACUGUGCGGUCUUUCCCAAAGAUCACACCAUUCAAAUAGACGACUUGAUUAAGUUGUGGAUGGCACAAAGCUACCUCGACUCUAAGUCAGACGGAGAGAUGGAGACAAUUGUGAGAGAGUACUUUGAAAACUUAGCAGCUCGGUCUUUCUUCCAAGAUUUUGAGAAAGAUGAUAAGGGUAACAUAGUAAGGUGCAAGAUGCAUGAUAUAGUGCAUGACUUUGCUCAAUUUUUGACCAACAAUGAAUGCUUAAUUGUGGAGGAUGACUGUGAAAACCUAAAGACAAACUUGUCCCUUCAAAAGGGUCGUCAUGCAACUGUAAUUGUCCAUGGAAGUACCAGAUUCUCUUUCUCCGUUAAUAAAGCGAGGAAUUUACACACACUUUUAGUUGUGUCUGACAACGGGUGUAAAAUUGACUCAUUUCCACUUGAUUCAUUCCAGCAACUCAAAUAUCUUAGAGCAAUGGAUUUGAGAGGUAAUGACUCAAUUGUAGAACUCCCAAGAGAGGUGGGUGAAUUCAUACAUCUGAGGUACCUUAAUCUAUCACGUUGCAGAGCUUUGAAAACAUUACCCGAAACCAUUUGUGGUCUAUGUAAUUUGCAAACCUUGGAUGUUCGUCUUUGUUUGGGACUUAGAAAACUGCCUCAAGGGAUGGGAAAUCUAGUUAACUUGAGACAUUUUUUAUUUACUUAUUAUGAGGAAUUUUCGGAACAGAUAAAUCUGGCCAAAGGAGUUGGAAGAUUAACAUCUCUUCGAACCUUGCCCUUUUUUAUUGUUAGUGAUGAGUGCAAAAUAGAAGACAUGAGAAACUUGAAGGAGCUUAGAGGACGGCUUGAAAUAAGGGGACUAGUCAAUGUGAAAGAUGCAGAGAAGGCUGAAAAGGCAGAAUUGAAGAAUAAGAAACACCUCCACGGUUUGACAUUACAUUUCACAACAGGGAGGAUGCAAGAGAGGAUGAAAAAAGUGGCAAAAGCCUUACAACCUCAUCCAAACUUAAAAUCCCUGAGCAUAGUACAGUAUCAAGUCAGAGAAUGGCCUAGGUGGAUGAUGGAGCCAUCAUUACUCCAACUAACACACCUUCUCCUUUCUCACAUAGCAUGUCAGUGCUUGCCUCCUCUGGGAGAGCUACCACUUCUCGAGAACCUGAAUAUACAAUACAUGCCGAGAGUGAAAUACGUGGGUGGUGAGUUCUUGGGAUCAUCAUCAGCAAUUGCUUUUCCAAGGUUGAAGCAUCUGGGUUUUUCUGAAAUGCAAGAGUGGGAAAUUUGGGAAGUAAAAGAAGAAGGGAGGAAAGUAAUGCCAAGUCUUCUUUCCUUGAAAAUAAGCGCAAGUCCAAAGCUUGCGACAUUGCCGGACCUGCUCCAGACACUACUACAAAAAUAA
Molecule: messenger RNA, 1476 nt
Organism: Vitis vinifera (wine grape)
Lineage: Eukaryota; Viridiplantae; Streptophyta; Magnoliopsida; Vitales; Vitaceae
Product: putative disease resistance protein RGA3
Exons: 1
Coding region: 1-1476 (491 amino acids)
Biological process (GO): defense response to other organism
Source: RefSeq, a predicted model, not a curated record